AAAAUCAAAACAUUGUAGAAAAAAAAAUUUGAAAGAAAACUCCAGAAAUGGAUUGGUUAUUUAUAUUAGAGAGCUCGUUUAAUGAACAUUAGAAAAAUAUAAACGGAAGAAUUAUCAACGAAAGCACUUGAAAAGUAUCUGAUUUUAUUAUUUGAUAAAUUAAUUUAAAGAAACUAUCAACUCGCAAUGGGAAAAGACUACUAUAAAAUACUUGGAGUUGAAAAGUCAGCCGAUGGAGCUGCGUUGAAAAAAGCUUACAGAAAAUUAGCUUUAAAAUAUCAUCCUGAUAAAAACAAGCAGCCAGGUGCAGAAGAGAAGUUUAAAGAAAUUUCUGAGGCUUACGAAGUUUUAAGUGACGAUAAAAAACGAGAAAUUUAUGACAAGUAUGGAGAAAACGGUUUAAAAAAUGGUUUUAAUCCCGAUGCUUCACAUAUGAAUGGUGAUCAAACUUUUAAUUUUGGAGAAAACUGUGGAUUCCAGACGUUUACAUUUACUUCUGGAGAUGCGUUUAACACCUUUAGUCGUGUAUUUGGUGAAAAUGGUGAUGGAUUUGAAAGUUUGUUUAGCAGAUUUAACGGUUUUCCACACUCUAAUUCAAGAAUAUUUUCAGAUGAAGAAGUUAAUUUCAAUUUUGAUUCGAGAUCUCAGAAAGCAAAUAAGCGACAAAAAAUUCAAGAUCCUCCAAUUAUAAAAGAUUUAUUCGUAAGUUUAGAAGAUAUUUCAUACGGCUGUUCAAAACAAAUUAAAAUUACAAAAAAGGUUCUUUGUGAAGAUGGUCAAAGCUAUGCAUCUGAGCAGAAAAUUUUAAGCAUUGAAAUAAAAAAAGGAUGGAAAGAAGGGACUAAAAUAACAUUCCCCAAAGAAGGGGAUCAAAUUAAAGGUCAUAUUCCUGCUGACAUAGUAUUUGUUAUAAAAGACAAACCGCAUCCAUAUUACAGUAGAGAUAAAAACAAUAACUUAAUAUUUAAACCAAAAAUCUCAUUACGUGAAGCUUUAUGCGGUGGUCAAAUUCCAGUCCCACUUAUCAAUGGUGAUGUUAAAACUAUCAGUUGGAAUAAAGUUAUUCAACCAGGUGAAAGGAACAUUAUUAGUGGUUGUGGUUUACCUAACCCAAAAUGUAAUGAUAAAUUUAGUGACUUAAUAGUUGAAUUUGACAUUAUAUUUCCUACAGAACUUUCUAACAGUUCGAAACACACUAUUAGAAACUUACUUCCUCAAUAAAAUUUAUUUUUUAUACUGUAUUUUGUAAAUAUAGAUUUUUAAUGUAAAUUAAGAAAUUUUGUAUGAUAUUUUGA
Molecule: messenger RNA, 1295 nt
Organism: Hydra vulgaris (swiftwater hydra)
Lineage: Eukaryota; Metazoa; Cnidaria; Hydrozoa; Anthoathecata; Hydridae
Product: dnaJ homolog subfamily B member 4
Cellular component (GO): cytosol
Molecular function (GO): protein-folding chaperone binding
Source: RefSeq, a predicted model, not a curated record